AUGGCCCGUCAAAAUUUCAUUGGGAUGGUCAUCUCUCAAGGUAAGAUGCAAAAGACAGUAAAAGUACGUGUAGAGACUAAAAUUUUCAAUAAGAGAAUUAAUAAAGAAUUGAUUCAUAGAAAGGAUUACCUUGUUCAUGAUGAAGCUGAUAUUUCACGUGAAGGUGAUUUAGUGAGAAUUGAAACAACUAGACCACUUUCAAAACGUAAGUUUUUCGCAAUAGCUGAAAUUUUGAAAAAUAAAGGUCAGCAAUUUGCUAAAUUUGAGAAAGAAGCAAAGAUUAAUGUAGCUAGAGAAGAAGCAAGUAAAUCUGAAAUUUUCCUUGAAAGAAGAAAACAAAUAGAAAAUGAAAAUUUAUCUUUAUUGGAAGAUAUAAGAAGAAUUCAAAAUUGCCUAAAUAAAUCAGGAUCACAAGAAGAAUUAAAAGAGAUUAAAGAAAAAUAUGGUAUUACCGAUUUUUCUAAGGAUACAGUUAAAGAAUUAUUAAAAUUAAACGUAUCAUCAAUACAAGAAGAUUUAAUAAAAGAACGUUCUGCAAUCGAUUCAAUACAGACAAAAUUACAAGAACUUGUUACCAAUGAUACAUUGGCAAAUCAAUUUCUAACAGAAAAAGGUGUCGAGGAACCAGAAGAAUUGAAGAAGAAUAUAAAGAAAAAUAUUUUAAGAAAGUACUUACUUCAGGAUCAAACUCACAAACAAUCUCAACCGCAGUUAUGA
Maudiozyma saulgeensis is the source of this 717-nucleotide messenger RNA. Lineage: Eukaryota; Fungi; Ascomycota; Saccharomycetes; Saccharomycetales; Saccharomycetaceae. The record is from the annotation of a GenBank genome assembly.